Messenger RNA from Hippopotamus amphibius kiboko, 2911 nucleotides. RefSeq lists its product as uncharacterized. The record is from RefSeq and is a predicted model, not a curated record. Gene Ontology annotation, cellular component: microtubule. Gene Ontology annotation, molecular function: tubulin N-acetyltransferase activity. Gene Ontology annotation, biological process: alpha-tubulin acetylation. NCBI's taxonomy places the organism in Eukaryota, Metazoa, Chordata, Mammalia, Artiodactyla, Hippopotamidae.
UCGUGUGGGGCGGGUCCGGCCGCGCACAAUGGGCCAUGGAGUUCCCGUUCGAUGUGGACGCGCUGCUCCCGGAGCGGAUCACAGUGCUGGACCAGCACCUACGGCCCCCGGCCCGCCGACCCGGAACCACAACGCCGGCCCGUGUUGAUCUGCAGCAGCAAAUUAUGACCAUUGUAGAUGAACUGGGCAAGGCUUCUGCUAAGGCCCAGCAUCUUCCUGCUCCCAUCACCAGUGCAUCAAGGAUGCAGAGUAACCGCCACGUUAUGUAUAUACUCAAAGAUACUUCAGCUCGACCGGCUGGAAAAGGAGCCAUCGUUGGCUUCCUUAAAGUUGGAUAUAAGAAACUCUUUGUACUGGAUGACCGUGAGGCUCACAAUGAGGUAGAACCACUUUGCAUCUUGGACUUUUACAUCCAUGAGUCACUUCAACGCCAUGGCCAUGGACGAGAACUCUUCCAUUAUAUGCUGCAGAAGGAGCGAGUUGAACCACACCAACUGGCCAUCGACCGACCCUCACAGAAGCUGCUGAAGUUCCUGAAUAAACACUACAACCUGGAGACCACAGUCCCACAGGUGAACAACUUUGUGAUCUUCGAAGGCUUCUUUGCCCAUCAGCAUCGGCCCCCUGCUGCCUCUCUGAGGGCAACUCGACACUCUCGUGCUGCUGCGGUCGAUCCUAUGCCCGCUGCUCCAGCAAGGAAGCUGCCACCCAAGAGAGCAGAGGGAGACAUAAAGCCAUACUCCUCUAGUGACCGAGAAUUUCUGAAGGUAGCUGUGGAGCCCCCCUGGCCCCUGAACAGGGCUCCUCGCCGUGCUACACCUCCAGCCCACCCACCCCCGCGCUCCAGCAGCCUGGGAAACUCACCAGAACGGGGUCCCCUCCGCCCCUUUGUGCCAGAGCAGGAGCUGCUGCGUUCCCUGCGCCUCUGCCCCCCACAUCCCACCGCCCGCCUUCUGCUUGCUGCUGACUCGGGGGGCAGCCCAGCUCAGCGUCGCCGCACCAGCGGAACUCCCUCAGGGCUGGUAGCCCAAAGCUGCAGCUAUAGCCGCCACGGGCGGUUGAAUUUCUCAUCCCCCAGUACAGGCAACCAAGAACUGAAGCAGGGGGAAGAGGAAACAGAGAAUAGGAGCCGGCUCCGGGACGCGCUCACCCCUGCGAGGAGGCCGGAGGCCGGACACGGGAGGCGCUGUCUCCAUUCCCGGAAGAUCAUGUACCAGCCCAGCCGGGGGGCGGCCCGGCGCCUCGGCCCCUGCCUCCGGGCCUACCAGGCUAGUCCCCAGGUGAGAGCAGAGGCGAAGCGGGAGGGGAGGAGAGGGGGCGGGGAGAGACCCUCCUCAGAGCCGGCACGUGGGGCGGAGCGCGCGCCCCCCUUUCGCGCAGGCGCAGUGGCGGCCGCAGCGCUUUCCCACCUGUGCGGGGAGGCGAGUGGAGGGGCGAGGGGUCGCGGGGCCUGGAGGGCGGGGUCGCGGGGCCUGGAGGGCGGGGUCGCGGGGCCUGGAGGGCGGCGCCGCGAGCCUUGUAGAGCACGGAACAUCGGUCUCCCUGGUCUGCGGGGGGCAGGUGGGGUUGAAGCUGGGGCAGUGGGGCGCGUCCGCAUUUCGCCCGCGUCUCCGCGGUUAUCUGUGCCUGGAGGUGAUUUGAAGGGCAAGGGGCGGGAAGUUCGCGGCGCCUCCGGGAGCAGACCAGACCGACCUGCGGGCCGCGCUCUGCAGCCCGCGCAUCUUGCACCCGGAUAGCGGUCCCGGCGGGAAGGCCGGCCCGGGUGGACCCGGUUCGGGCCCCUGUGCCCGGGUGGGCAAGAUGGCCACGCCCCCGGCGGAGACGGCGCCUCCGGGACACCGUCGGGGACAGAGGACCAGCUUUCUGCACGGGCGCUACCAUUCCCACCCCUUUGGCCUCACUCCACAACAACCACUUCUCCAUCUCUGCCUCUUUUCUGGUCUCCCCCUCCCCCAAGCCCUCCCACCCCGCUGCUUCCUCGAGCUCCCUCACUACCUCUCCCUCAGGUCCAAGCCCUCACCCCACCAUGGGUGGUUCUCCCCCCAGGAAAGGGGGAGGAGGGACCAGGACCUGAGUUACAUAGCGGCUGCCUGGAUGGGCUUAGGAGCCUAUUUGAGGGACCUCCCUGCCCCUGUCCUGGGGCUUUGAUACCUUUCCAAGCCCCUGGGACCGCCCACCCUUCCCCUGCCACUCCAUCAGGAGAUCCCAGUAUGGAGGAGCACCUGGCUGUCAUGUAUGAGAGGCUGAGACAAGAGCUUCCCAAUCUCUUCCUUCACUCCCACGACCACACUCUCUACUCAUCGGAUGUGGAAUUCAUCAAUGAGAUCCUGAACAUGCGUACCAAAGGCCGGACAUGGUACAUUAUGUCACUGACCCUCUGCCGCUUCCUGGCCUGGAACUAUUUUGCACAGCUUCGGCUGGAGGUUCUACAACUGACCCGCCACCCUGAGAAUUGGACCCUGCAAGCCCGCUGGCGGCUCGUGGGGCUGCCCAUCCACCUACUCUUUCUGCGUUUCUAUAAGCGUGACAAGGAAGAGCUUUACCGGACCUAUGAUGCCUAUUCCACCUUCUACCUGAAUUCCAACGGCCUCAUUUGUCGCCAUCGCCUAGACAAACUGAUGCCUUCACACUCACCCCCAAUGCCCGUGAAGAAGCUGCUAGUGGGAGCCCUGGUGGCUCUGGGGCUGUCAGAGCCAGAACCCAACUUACACCUGUGUUCCAAGGACUGAUCAGGAACUGGGGCAGAGGCAGCACUGAAGACUUUGCUACGCACAAGAGGAGGAGGCGGAGGCGGCCAGAGACCUCAGGAGCCAGCUUCCUCCCCUCUUCUCUCUCCUCCUUUACUUUCCAUCUCAUGCUGUGUAAAGCUGCUGUGUAAUUAACUUGUAAAUAAUAAAAUCUAAGUGAAUAU